Molecule: messenger RNA, 2227 nt
Organism: Cannabis sativa
Lineage: Eukaryota; Viridiplantae; Streptophyta; Magnoliopsida; Rosales; Cannabaceae
Exons: 6
Coding region: 70-2160 (696 amino acids)
Source: RefSeq, a predicted model, not a curated record
UUAUUAUUAUUAUUAUUAUUAUUAUUAUUAUUAUUAUUUUGUUUAGUGUUCCUAAAUUAAAAAGGAAGCAUGUCUAGUAAGAAAUAUCUAUCAGGUUAUGAAAAACUUAAGAAAAAAAGAAAAAUAGAAAAUUUGAUAAAAACUCAACAAGGAGCUUUAGAUAAAUUUGUUACCACUAGCAAAAGAGAUGAAAAUAACACAAAUAAAGAAAUUAAUGACCAAUUAAAUUUAAAUAAUUUAGGUGAUUAUGAAAUUAUGGUAGAAAAAGGUUUAGAAAAUUGCCAUCAUAAAAUAUGUGAUAAUAUGAUAGUUGAUGAAGAAUGUCGAGAAAAUAAGGAGGAUGAUAUGGAAACUAGAAAUUGUAACAACAAUUUAGAUUAUCUUGAUGAUCCGGGAAGAUGGAAAAAUCUUGAUAAUAAACUAAUAGACUUAUUAGUAGAAAAAGGUCCAAUUAGAUUGAGUGAUAUAGAGUUUCCAAAAGAUGAUGGUAGACGUUUUUCUACUUAUCACUACACUAGAAAUUUAUCAAAUGGAGAACAACAUGAUAGAAAGUGGUUAGUGUAUUCAAAGUGUUUGAAUAAAGUAUAUUGUUUUUGUUGCAAAUUAUUUAGUGUUAAUUCUAGUACGAUGAACCAAUUGAGCAACGAAGGAACUAAAGAUUGGAAACAUCUUGGUGAUAGGUUAAAAAGUCAUGAAACAAGUAACGAACAUAUAAUCAACAUGAGUACUUGGUUUGAUUUAGAAUCGAGAUUAUUAAUGAAUAAAACAAUUGAUAAACAUGCUCAAGAAAGAAUUAAUAAAGAGAAAGAACAUUGGAGAAAUAUUUUAAAAAGGAUAAUUUCUCUUAUAAAAUGUUUAGCUAAAAAUAAUUUGGCAUUUCAUGGGAGUCAUGAAAAGAUCUAUCAAGAAAAUAAUGGAAACUUUUUAAGUUUUAUUGAGAUGAUCACUGAAUUUGAUCCAAUAAUGAAAGAGCAUAUUCGUCGUAUUCAAAAUGGUAAAAUUCAUAAACAUUAUUUAGGACAUAAUAUUCAAAAUGAGUUAAUACAAGUGUUGGCUCACAAGAUAAAAAGUUUAAUUUUAACAAAUAUUAAAGAAGCAAAAUACUAUGCAAUUAUAUUAGAUUAUACUUCAGGAAAAUGUCUCUUUGAUGAACUCAUAAGAAAAUUUAAGAAGUUAGAACUUGAUAUAAAUGAUGUAAGAGGACAAAGUUAUAAUAAUGGAUCUAACAUGAAAGGGAAACACCAAGUGAAAUCAUUAUCACAAACUCGUUGGGAAAGUCAUAUUGAAAGUGUAAAAGCUAUUAUACAUCAAACUCCAAAUAUUAGAGAUGCUUUGUUAGAACUAGCAGACACAAGUGAAGAUCCUAAAAUAAAGAGUGAAGCUAACAGUCUAGUAACUUAUGAACUAGAAGAUUUUGAAUUUUUAUUAGGUAUGACUAUUUGGGAAAAUGGAUUUAUAUCUGCCAUGGCUUCAGCUAAAAAACUUGCAAAUGAAUUGAAAAUAGAACCAACAUUUCGUGAAAAACGUGUGAUUCGUAGAAAGAAACAAUUUGAUGAAGAUGAAUUAGGGUUGCUACCUCUGAAUGGCAAAAUUUUGAAAUUGGUCAAAAAUCUCGCGUUUCACCCCUGGUCGCGACUACAUAAAGCCCUUGUUUCGACCAUAGCCCCUGGUCGCGUUGACUUUGUAGAUUUCAAGUCAAGUUAUUAUCUUAAACAACACGAUACAGAUAAAGGUCGAUAUCGAUUCAUUCUUAGAGCAAACAAAAAAGCUUGGGUAACAGAGUUGGUUGCUAGCAACAAGAGGGGUUGGAGGAAGAAAUAUUGUUUUGUCAAAGGUGACCUGUUUGGAAUGAGUGAUUAUGUGGUUCCUACUUCAUGGAGAACCUUAAGUAAGGGGCUUACUCGAUGUCCUCGCAGGGGGUGUUGGUCUGAAGCUCAAGUUAACGACUUGCUCUCUAUUCCUUUCGAUCAUAGUGCCCAUAAAAAGCUUCUUAUUUUGAAUAAAUCUUGUGUUGGAAAGUUAUGGAGAGGUGCGCAACGUCAAGAAGGUAGUAUUUUUUCACUCAACGUUGUCAAGCGCGCCCCCAUCCUUUUGUUGACCCGAGCCUUAGAGAAGGUUAGUGGUCUAUUCUCUUUGAUUCGUCAUUUAACGGAAGAAUAACAUUUUCUUGUAGACCGUUACUAUAAGAGGAUGACUUUCGAGGUUUGUGGAGCAGAUGAUGCUGUUG